Molecule: messenger RNA, 3169 nt
Organism: Polypterus senegalus (gray bichir)
Lineage: Eukaryota; Metazoa; Chordata; Cladistia; Polypteriformes; Polypteridae
Product: inactive ubiquitin thioesterase OTULINL-like
Exons: 8
Coding region: 196-1230 (344 amino acids)
Biological process (GO): protein linear deubiquitination
Cellular component (GO): cytoplasm
Molecular function (GO): cysteine-type deubiquitinase activity
Source: RefSeq, a predicted model, not a curated record
AAACAUGGAGUGGCUUCACCCACUUCCUCGUCUCUCCGCGACAAGCCCCGCCUGCCCGUCCCCAUCCACCCACGCCGAAUGAUUUACGAGUAGUCUUGGACGAUCAAAUACAACUCCGCUGGCAAAGUGAAAGUUAAAAUGCAGCAGUAGAGUCGUUUUCCUUAUUGCGCGUCUAAGAGAGCGCAGUUCAAGAAAAUGGGCACCACGACAGCCGUUACAAGCUCACACUCCGAAAGGAGUCCAUUUCAGACCACUCUGCACUCCUUCUCUCAGAAUACUGGCUUCAUAUGGAGAACACUGACAGAAAAGUUAAAAUCUGCUUGUCGUUUCCUGCUUGGGUUAUGGUUCAUCAAGGGGCCAUACAUUUACAUUGCCCGAUUAAUAAGAGACUGCAGUGGAAUAAGCAGAAGAUCGCUUAGCGUGUCCCCAAAAAUGGAUCUUAUGACAUAUUGUGAUUUUGAAUGGAAAGGAGGUACACCCCACGCAGAGAAAAUAAAGAAGGCUUAUCAAGAAAUGUAUGAUAAAUACCACAUAAAGUAUGUUCACCAAAUCCGAGGAGACAAUUACUGUGCACUAAGGGCCACAAUGUUUCAAGUACUUUCUCGUGGCAUCCCAUUUCCAUUCUGGAUGAGGGAGCAAGAUAUCACAAAGCUCCCUGAAAUGUUGUUCUACAAACAAGGUUGCAACUGGAUUCAACAGUAUAGUUUUGGACCAGAAAAAUACGCUGGUCCAAAAGUUUUUUAUAAAUUGCGACAAUGCAUGGAUAUGCUAAAGAUGCAGUGGGGUGAAAUUUAUAGACUUAAAGAAAAGAAGGACAGGGAAAAGGCAUGCAAGAUGCUAUUUUCAGAUGAAAGUAUGGAGUAUAAGAUUUAUGAGGCAGUGAAGUUCCUCAUGCUGUACCUUGCAAUUGAGAUGUUUGAAGGAAUAAACCAUGGCCAAGAUGUCCCCAACUUUUGUAGGAUGCUGUUUGCGCGUGACACUUCUUUAGAUCCUGUCAGCUUCAUGCUGAAUCAUCUGAAUUGCAUUGGAGACACAGGCGGACUGGAGCAGAUUGAGAUGUUUCUUCUUGGAUACACACUAAAACUGAAAAUAAGAGCACUGCGACUGUCCAAGUAUGGUACAGAAGAAUUUGAAAGUAGCUUUGUAGAUGUUGACCAGAGAGACUGGCAUUCAAUCACUUUGUUGACAGAAGAUGACAGGCAUUAUAACAUUCCUAUUAUGGAUAAAUAGACUAAAGACAUGUUUCCCUAAACUUUGUCUACAUUUUGCCAUACUAAUUAAUUAACCAGUUUUCUGGUCAAUUAGCCAAAAAUUUGUUCACCAAAGAGAUCUUAGUGCAUUUUCCUGCUUUAAUCUGCUCAUUUCAUCAUUAGUCCUGAGAAAAAAAAAUAUUACUAUAAAUAAAUGCAAUCUGUAUGGAGUUUGCAUGUUUGCCUUGUAUUGGCAGGGGUUUUGAUGUGGGUAAACCAUUUGUUUUAUCUCAAAACCAAAGACAUGCAUCUUAAAUCGAUUUGCGAUUGAUGUGGUAUGAGGGUGAGUGGCAAUGUGUUUGUGUCAGCCCUUUGAUGGAUUACCUUCAUCCGGGCUUGGUUCCUGUCUUGCACCCAAAGCUGUCAGGACAGGAUGGCCAAAUUAGAUUGAAUGGGUUUAAUAAUGAUGUCAUGUUAAAUUGGAAUACACAGAAAAUGAAUGCUAAAUGUUUGCUUAAAAUAUGUGACACUCCUUAUUCGAUUCUUUGUUCAGGGUUUGUGUACUUUUUACACAGUAAAUUGUAUUUCUCCAGAAAUAAAUUAUCAGCAUUUAUAAUCCAAUUAUCAAAUUUUUAAUUCACUAAUUGAUUUAUUUCUUCUACUUUUGACAAGUGUCACAUUAAUCAUUAAUUUCAAGUGUUGUAAUUACUAAUCACUGCAAUAUAAAACUGUCUAAAGGAAACUUUUCUUCAUACACUGUGCAUAUGUCAUGUGAAACAACUCAAUCUUUAGUUUGAGAUCGAGGAAAUCAAUUGCUGGCUUUACACAUCAAAUUUUUCACAAGUUUGCAUACUUCUGAAAGAAACUGAUUUCUAAAACAACACAUGGUUAACAUGUCCAGAUAUCGAUAGGUCAAGAGGAUAUUUAUUUCUUAGUUUGCCAAAUGCCUCAUCUAUAACUACGCUAUGAUAAAUUCAAGUAUAUUUCUUAUAUUUUUGCAAUGACUGAAAUCCUGAACUUCAACUCAAGCUGUUACUGUCCUUUAACAAUUACAUAAAGAAGCAAUCCAGUUUUUUCAAAAGCCUGCAGUGGUGCAAUAUGCAGCAUAAAACCAAAUUAAUGAAUGGAAUGAUUCUCAGGGAGGCUUAUUCUACACUUUCAAUUUAGCAACCACAGAUGUGUAUGCCACACGCUGCCUUUUGUGCCUCACUUAGAUGUGUUAUAAAUUUCAAGGGUCAAACAGUAUCAGUAGGUUUUUCUUUUGUUGUUUGCAUCCACAUUCUGACAUAUCAGUGUUUGACAUUUAUAAUUCUAUUUUCUGAAAGAAAGUGUCUGGAUAGGAAAUGCAGGUGCAUAUAAUAUGUGUGUAUAAGAAAUGUACAUUUGUAUACACUGUGAAUUGUAGAAGGUUGGAACAUUUCCUGGCUGAAAGGGGGUAGUACAUCCUAUAACACGAUAGGUAACCAGGUAAUCCUUUUGCCAUUAUAAAAGUAAGACAUAACAUGAGGCAUGUGAGGAACCUGCAGCCAAUUAGUUGUCAACACAACACCCAGGAAUUCCAGAAAUUGGGACCAAUUUGCUUCUUUAAAUCAGGGAGCAUAGAGGCUGCCAGAAGAACUUCCAGUGUGAAAACUGGUGUGAAGUCAGCACAGGAGAGGCCAAAAGGUCAUGUUAAGGCAGUGCACUGCCUUUGUCUAAAAGUUUGAGGAAGGUUGGGGCAGUGACUAACUGGUGUGAGGAAGAAAGAGACUAGGGUUAAAAAAGAGAGAGAAAGAAGAUGAAACUUGGGAGUGCUUGAUGGUAUUUUGAGGUGGGCAAGCUGGUGAGCCAGGUCACAAGGUAGCUAAGGGAUUUGCAUCCCCUUUAAUAUGUUCAGAAAGGUGGCAUAGUUUUGUUAUGAUAUCUUCCUAUGUGUACUUGUUCUCCAUUGUUUAUCAUUCCUGUGUGUUUACAUUUCAAUAAAGGCACAAUUUUUUAUA